CUCUCACUAGACUUCUCACCACGUCCUCCAUUCGCCGCAUCGCCGUGUCUGCUGCCAUGCCGCCGGCGCCAUCGCUCGUGCGCAGCCGCGCGCUCCUCGUGGCAGGCACGUCGCCCGCGGCUGCCUCGCUGCGCCUCAUGCGCGCGCAGACGCCGCUGCGCCGGACGCUUCCCGCUGUGCGCCAGCUCAGUGCAAGCUCAUCAAGGAGGGCCGAGCCAUCAGAGGCAGAGAAGGGGCAGCCAGGAGAUGCGCCAGACGUCGCAAAAGCCGGAAGUGCAGAGACAAAGCCAAGCGCUAGCCCAGCCGAAGGCAGCAGUGCGGCAGGCAGCAGCAGUCCGAGUGGCAGCCAAGCACCCAGCAAGGGCGACUCGCCGCAGCGCCGUGCCGACCUGCGGGCUGCGGCGCUGCGGGCCUCACUGCAGGCACGCCUCGACGAGCUGCGGCCGCGCGUCAUGAACUCGCUGCAGACGCUGCUGGGCCGCUGGAACGAGGUCAGCGGCUACGAGGAGGUCGAGAAGCUGAAGCGCGGCGUCGAGGAGGCCGAGAAGCGUCUGUCCGCACUCCGGACCACACAGCAGGCGGCACAGGCCUCGCACCGCGCCACGGUAUCGCAGCGCUCGACGACGCAGCGCACGCUCAACGACCUGCUCUCGCGCAAGGCCACAUGGACGUCGGCCGACCUCUCGUCGUACACGACGCUGCUGCAGGCCGAGCAUGCCGAGUCGGGCUCGGAGCGCGAGGCUGCCGCGGCCGCCGAGCAGGCCGAGCGCGAGCUGGAGCGCGCCUGGGACGACGUCGUGCGCCGCACGCUUGAGCGCUACCACGAGGAGUGGCGCUGGAGCGAGCGCGGGCGCACCGCCGGCACAUACAUCAGUGCCGGCGUCGUCGGACUGAACGUGCUGCUCUUCAUCACCGCCAUCCUGCUGGUGGAGCCGUACAAGCGCCGCAAGCUCGCCGAGACGUUCGAGAAGCGUCUACUGCAAGGCGAGGCGGCCUCGCAAGCAGUGCUCCAGGAGGUGCUGGAGCGCUUCGAGGAGCGCAUGACGGGAAUCGAGAGCAGCAUUCGCGGCGUCGAGGCCGGCGUCGAGGGUCUGUGCGCCAUGGCCGGCGUGCGCGAGGACCCUCCUCCUCCGGUGGCGCCCGUCGAGCCGAUUGAGCCGCAAGCCCCCACACCACUGGACGAGCUGCUCGACGAAGCGGCGCGCAAGCGAGAGCGACGCGAGCGGCAGACACACCUGGCCAUGGCUGCCAGCGUUGGCUUUGCUCUCGGCGCAGGGCUGCUCGCAAUGGUCAGCGCCGCCUGGAGCGGGUGAGAUAGACUGGAAGCAUAGAAACACAUCAUACCCGGCGCGGCGCUCAGCCAGCCUGCACAUCAUUGCUGCUGCGACACAAUGC
This is a messenger RNA of Tilletiopsis washingtonensis, 1395 nucleotides long. RefSeq lists its product as hypothetical. The transcript has 3 exons. Gene Ontology annotation, biological process: inner mitochondrial membrane organization. The record is from RefSeq and is a predicted model, not a curated record. Gene Ontology annotation, cellular component: mitochondrial inner membrane. NCBI's taxonomy places the organism in Eukaryota, Fungi, Basidiomycota, Exobasidiomycetes, Entylomatales. The coding region runs from base 57 to 1313 and encodes 418 amino acids.